GAUCAGAAUUCAAUUCAAACAAUAAAAUAGUCUAUUCACUCGAAGUUUGGUUGGUCUUUUUUUAUUUGAAUUUCGAGUUGAUGGGAGUUUAAAAAAAACUCCCAUCACCUCAAAAUUCGACACUUGAUAAAUCUGCCCCCAAGUCUCAUUACUGAUCUGAUCCAGAGGUGAUGGUGAUACUUAAAAUAUUUAUAAUAAUAAAUGUAGAAUUCUACUGUGAACUAAUACCACUACUAAUCACCAAUAGUGGGGAGGGGGAGCCUUUGAUUCAUCCUAAGUUUAAUGUAUGGGAAGGGAAGUAGGUUCAUUUAAAAUCAGUUGUUCCAUAGGCACCUUGGGCUUCUAACACUAUUCUUGAAGCACAAGACCGCUCCAGCUGUGUCGUGUAUUAUUCCAGUCCCCUUCUCACUUCAGGUGCUUCCACUUGUGUGGGCGUACUGGUCAUGUUAAGACUAUUCACAACAAAACCAAAAAAUGGACUGGCACCCCAACCCCUGAGUAGGUUUGGAAGCAAGAGCUUGUGUGCCAGAAUAAACCUUCAUUUGUCUCAAAAUCACAGGUAUCCUGAGUUGAAUGCAUUUUAUGCUGCACUUGUUUCUAUUCUUCUGUACAACGUGUACUUAAGUCCACUUUUGUAAAGGAUGUGGUUUUUAAACAAGAUUGUUACAGGAAAUGCAAACCUGCUAAAAAAGUCUGUUUGUUGGUGGUGUUGGUCAGAUCAGAAUGGGUCCUCAGUGAGCAACAAGCUAGAACGCAGAAUAAUGUUUCAGACUGAAAUAUGGCUUCCCAUACUGUCCAUAACAAUGCUUGGCACUCUGGUGAUGUUGUGUGUAUGCUGCGGAUCAACCAAUAAAAAGGAUUCCAAGAAGAAUUCUAAGAAGUCAGACAAACAUGACAGAGACUAUAAAUUGAAUAAAAAACUCGGACAACUUUAUUUAGAAGGGAACACAGGACAUGCAGAGGGACCCCUAUCUGGUUACAGGGACAAUCAGGAAUUUUCAGGCAAAGACAAUAAUAUUGAGCCCCGCUAUGUGAAUGCAGCAGUAACUGAUCUAGACUCAGAAGAAGCAUACAUAGACCCAAUUUCAUCAGAUUACUACAAUUUUGACUUUGGAAGAGCAUCUGUAUAUGGAAAUGUCUUCAAUUCCCACCCUUGCCAUUUAUCAGGAGUUUAUGAGAAUGCAUGGACUGGAAAAACAGAUGUAGAGAUCCAAGAAGAAGAUCAUGACUACAUUGAUCCAGACGAUAUGUAAUAAAAGAUGUCCAACCCUCUGCAUUUGAAAGGAGCAAUGGGACCAAUGCGAAAAUCUAAGCCUCAUAUUCAAAGCAUUCAAGAAAAUAGAUCUUUCUUCUCUGCAGUACCAGUUGUGACCAUGGGAAGCUGAAGAGCAAAUGCCACUAGAGAUUAUUCUUUGGCAGAAUCUGCAUAGUUGUUUAUUAAAUGAAAUGACUUACCAAAAACGUUGUCGCUUUCAGUACAGUACAGAUGGGCCACUAUGCUUCAAGCAUAUUUCUCAAGCUGUCUACAAUUUAUACCAGAAAAAAUUGCAUUUUUAUGAAGCUGUGUAUAUUUAUUUACUUAUUUUUCCGAAGUCGCCCGAAGUUUCCUCGUGAGGCAACUUCGGAAAACGAAUCGCCGCGUGUGAUUAGCGCCGGAGAUUUUUCAUUGUAGCCAGCGUGUGUUAAGGCGUUUGGGGAGAAUGGUCGCCGCAAAGACGAAGCGUUUAGUCGCCAGGCGACUAAAUCUCCCCAAAACACCCAGUGUGACCUUACCCUAAGGGCAGAGACAAACGAGAAG
Molecule: messenger RNA, 1798 nt
Organism: Xenopus laevis (African clawed frog)
Lineage: Eukaryota; Metazoa; Chordata; Amphibia; Anura; Pipidae
Exons: 13
Coding region: 642-1253 (203 amino acids)
Source: RefSeq, a predicted model, not a curated record